Molecule: messenger RNA, 827 nt
Organism: Pistacia vera
Lineage: Eukaryota; Viridiplantae; Streptophyta; Magnoliopsida; Sapindales; Anacardiaceae
Product: protein LSD1
Exons: 7
Coding region: 136-654 (172 amino acids)
Source: RefSeq, a predicted model, not a curated record
CGUUAUUUGGGUUUUGAUUGAAUUUGGGUUCGAUUGAUUGUUUCUUCGCAGAAUAAGUGGAAGAAGAGGAAGAAAAUUACCGAAUAUGUCUGGGUUUUCAGCGUGGCAUAGGAGUUCUUUUGAAGAUAAUCAGCUAUGCAGAGUCAAGUUGUGUGUAAUGGCUGUAGGAGUGUUCUUCUUUAUCCCAGAGGAGCAUCGAACGUUUGUUGCGCAUUAUGCAACACAAUUACAUCAGUCCCUCUUCCAGGAAUGGAAAUGUCCCAACUUAUAUGUGGAGGUUGCAGGACAUUGCUAAUGUAUACACGUGGGGCAACAAGUGUGAGAUGCUCCUGCUGCCACACCGUGAAUCUUGCACCAGCUACCAACCAGGUUGCUCAUGUCAACUGUGGCCACUGCCGGACAACACUAAUGUACCCUUAUGGAGCUCCAUCAGUUAAAUGUGCAGUCUGUCACUAUGUUACUAACGUUGGUAUGGCAAAUGCGAGGGUUCCACUUCCAGCGAACCGAUCUAAUGGAACAGUCACCUCUGGUACAUUGCCUUCUUCUUCAAUGUCUCAGACACAAACUGUCGUUGUUGAAAACCCUAUGACUGUUGAUGAAAGCGGGAAAUUGGUGAGCAACGUUGUUGUCGGUGUCACAACAGAAAAGAAAUAAAUCAUCAAAUGAGGUUCCAAGAUGUUGCGGUUUUAAUCGGUAGAAGCAGUCCUAAUCCUUAUUACACAUUGCUGGAAAGAUGGAUUUGAUUAUUGCUUGUGUAUAUUGUGGUGAAGAUAGCUGUCAAUUGAUAUUCAUUCAAAAAAUAUAUAUAUAUAUAUAUUCUAAAAUGA